Molecule: messenger RNA, 1221 nt
Organism: Entamoeba nuttalli P19
Lineage: Eukaryota; Evosea; Mastigamoebida; Endamoebidae
Exons: 1
Coding region: 1-1221 (406 amino acids)
Cellular component (GO): membrane
Source: RefSeq, a predicted model, not a curated record
AUGUCUUCAAAAGAGAAAAUUUCUAAUGCAUUUAAUACAUUUGUAAAUAAGUAUUUAGUUAUGACAUCUAUUAUUGUUGUCUUUUUACUUACUGGUACAGCUACAACAAUUUUAUCAAAAACUGCUUAUCAAUUAAAAGCAGAAGGUAAAGAUAAUGACGUUCAUUAUUUUAUUAAACCGUUGUUUUUAAAUUGGGCAAUGUUUUUAGGAAUGACUCUUUGUUUAAUUCUUUAUUUUAUUCAAUUUCAUAUCCUCCCAUUAUUUAAAAAAGAUUUAAAGAGUGAAAAAGAGUCAAUGACAUGGAAAGGAUUUUUAUUAAUGCUUAUUCCUGCUUUUUGUGAUUUCUUAGCAACUUAUUUAAUGAAUUUUGGAUUGAUCGUUGUUCCAUCUAGUGUUUUCCAAAUGAUGAGAGGAAGUAUUAUUGUUUUUACUGCAAUAUUAGCUGUUUUUUAUCGUAAACAUAAAAUGUAUGUUUUUGAAAUAAUUGGUGUUAUUAUUAUUGUUGUUUCUCUUGCAGCAAUUGGAAGUGCUGCUUUCUGUCCUGGAGCUCAACCAGAUGUUGUUGAGACAUCUUCAGGUGAUUCAUCAAGUAACACUGAUGGACCAAAAGUAUAUCCAUGGUAUGCUACUCUUAUUGGUAUUUCACUUAUUUUAAUCGCCCAAUUCCUUCAAGCUUUCCAAACUAUUCUUGAAGAACAAUUCCUUCAUGACAUUAAAGCUCCUGUUAGUUUCAUUGUUGGUCUUGAAGGUCUGUAUGGACUUAUUAUUUGUUCUAUUAUGAUGCCAAUUAUGGGAUUAGAUUUUAUUCCAAAAGGAUUAUAUGAAGAUACUUUAGAUACUUUCAUUAUGUUAGGUAAUUCUGCUGCAUUAAUUUGUAUUACUAUUGCCUACGUUUUUUCAAUUUUAGCUUUCAAUGUAACAGGUAUGAUGAUUACUGAUUACGUUAAUGCUAUGGUUAGAAAUGUUAUGGAACCAAUGAGAAUGAUUACUAUUUGGAUAUGUUCAGUAUUCUUGUAUUAUGUUGUUGACCCAGACAUUGGAGAGAAAGUUGGAUGGUUUACAUUUAUUGAAGUAUUUGGAUUUAUAUUCCUUACAGGAGGUUUCUUAUUAUAUACAAGAGUUAUUAAGAUUCCUAAAUUAUUUAAAUAUCCUUCAAAUGAAGAAGUUACUAUUGAAGAGAAAAAAGAAGAAGAAAAAGAACCAUUAUUAUAUUCAAAUUAA